GGGCCCUCUCUCAGAGCAUCCCGUUACUUUACGUGAAAGCUAAGAGGCGGUAUGACAGCAGUAGCUCAUGGAGGAAUAAAACCGAGCAGGAAUUAAGAGUCACUGGUUUUUAAAUAUAUUUUUUAUCAUUUAUGUCUUAAUUUAAUUAGCUGUUUUUGUUUUGUCUUUUGUUUAAUUUUAUUGUUUCGAAAGACAUGACUCCCUCACAGAAAGCACGGUAUGGAUGCGAAGGGGGGCGUAACGCUAAAUUAAGAUUGUCAGGUCCUUCUGUACCCAUGUCAAAACGUCCAGUUGGGGUCCCCCAGUCCUGGCCCAUUCACCCUCAUCCUGCAGAACAUGCUCGCAGGUCCCACUUUCUUCCUCCACCUCCUCCUCUCCUCCCCCUGUUCCACACCCAGCAUGCAGAGGAGAGCGCUGAGCGGCCUCAUCUGGUCACCAUUGUCCGCCCAUGUGGCCAAAGCACACUACGGAAGGUAACAGUACUGUUGAACCGCAGGGGUGUGGUGUCCUUUGAGCAACUGCUGUUGGAUAUCUCGGAGGCACUGGGAUUUCCUCGUUGGCACAGAGCCAGAGUCACACGUCUUUACACAACUCAUGCACGAGAGGUUAAGGGUGUGUGUGAUUUUUUCCGAGGGGAGGUCGCCUUCCUGGCUCUUGGUAAGGCUCGUCCUGAGUUGAGCAGCGUGCAGGAAGCUUUGGAGGAAUUAUUUCCAGAACAUUCACAUUACCGAUCAAGUGCCCUGCGGGCCUGGGAGAAGAGACUAAGGCCACCGCCAGAUAAAGCAGCCAAGGCUGACAGUGGGUACAGCGAAGGGACCGACAGUAGCGGGACUAACCAAGAGACAUGCCAAGACACAAAUACACAUGCCAAGUCUUAUACUAAUACUCACACAUCUCAACAUACAGACACACACGAGGCAGACAAAUAUAAUUCUGACCAACAGAAGUCUCAUAAAAAGAAUUCAUGCAGAAAAUCUGUUCACCUUCCCAACCACCUGCAGAGGCUAAAUGUGAGGGGAGGAGUCAGAGUGCAUCAGCCUUCUCCGACUGAUCCUUUUAAACAUGAAGAGGUUCCAAGAAAUGCAGACAUACCGUCUCCUACGCUUUGUGAAAACUGCUUAGCGAGAAGACUUAAACAUCAGAGUCCACAACCGAUCAGUGUGCUAUCAGCGAGGGUCCCACUUCCUCCUGUGUCAAAGAAGCAAAAAGAGCAGGAGGCAAAAAAGCCGGAUAUUUAUAACAACCCUUCGUCUCCUCGACCAAUCAGCAGAGACGAGGAGAAGAGCCGUAUUCAAAUACGGCUUUUAAGUGCAGCUCCAGAUAUUGGUGCAGCUCUUAAAGACUCACAGAAAAGAGAAACCUGUGAUCCCCCCACCGAUGGCAGAGACGUCACCCUGACAGACAUCGAGCAAUGCUACGAAUUUGGACGUGUGGUUGGAGACGGGAACUUUGCGGUGGUGCGAGAGUGCCGCCGUCGUGACAGUGGUCAAACCCUUGCCAUCAAAAUAGUAGAGCGGGCCAAACUGAUUGGUCGAGAGCACAUGAUGCAGAAUGAGCUGAGUCUCCUGGGGAGUCUGCGUCACCCUCGCAUAGUGAGGCUGUUCGCGCACCACCACACAAACACUCACUCCUAUCUGGUGAUGGAGCUGGUGAGUGGAGGGGAUCUGUUUGAGGCCAUCAGUGACCAGGGAAAGUUUUCAGAGGCAGAGGCAGGACUGAUGGUGUCAGAUGUGAGUGAAGCUCUGAAUUAUAUCCACUGCAAGAGCAUCGUCCACAGAGACCUCAAGCCAGAGAACCUCCUGAUAGAGCAAGUCGCUGCUGGCAUCUGCAGGCUGAAGCUGGGAGACUUUGGUCUUGCCAUGGUUGUAACUGAGCCAGUCUUCACCAUAUGUGGCACACCCACAUAUGUAGCCCCAGAGAUCCUCUGUGAGACAGGUUAUGGUGUAGCAGUGGAUGUUUGGGCUCUGGGUGUGAUUCUCUAUAUCCUGGUGUGUGGCUUCCCCCCGUUUCGCAGUCGUGAUCGUGACCAGGUAGAGCUGUUCCAGCUAAUAAAGCAGGCACAACUUAAUUUUCCAUCCCCCUACUGGGACCCCAUAUCAGAGGAAGUGAGAGGCCUCAUCCGAGCUCUCCUUCAGCCGGAUCCCACCGUGAGGCUGACAGCAGAGCAGGCCCUCCUGCAUCCCUGGGUGAAAGCAAUGGCUUCAACUUGCAAGCAGAGGGCGCUCACAGACAAAACUCCAAGAGACAUAGAAACCACUGGAGGAAAACCAGAAACAAUCCAGAAAGCAGCUAAAACAAACACCACAGAAUCACUGACAGACAAAACAAGAAAACACGCCAUCAAUGAGGAGAUCGCACUGAAGGAGCUCGGCAGACAGGAUGAGAGACAAACGGCGAUGAGCAGUGGAAGAGGACAGGAUAAGAACAAACCAGCAGAGCAACAACUAGUGGAGGCAAGCCACUUAUCCCCACAGGACAGAGAGCACACACCCUCAGAGGCCUCGACCGGUCAACAUAAACCAGAGGCUGCCUCUACAGAUAGACGAGAAACACAGUGUCCAAGUCCAAAGCUGCUGAACUCUAAAUUCAAUCACCUUGAUUCCCCCUCAGAAGCUGAAACUGAACUUCUACCACAGAUUAAGACACAAGCAAAACUGACCAGAAUGCAGACACCAACAGGUUCUACACCUCCAACCAACCCAUCCUCCACCCCUACUUCCUCUCUGCAUCAACAAAACUUAACUUCUGCACCGCAAAACCAUAACAAACCAGACGCCCACGCCACCACCAUCGCACACCCUCCAACUCUGUCCUGAUGUCACUGUCAAUCCCGUUUGUGUGAUGAGAUCAGGGUCAUUAAUUUCAUUGUUCCGGACAAUACUGUUGAUUUCUUGGCAGCUGAAUCCUUCAAUGGCCUGCAGAUGAAGCGAUUUUUACUCUCCUGGGGAUGAAUAUGGACGGAUUAAUGAGGCUGGGUACAUCUCAUAAAUGUAUGUAAUCCAUUUAUCCUGCAAUCAGAAACUAAUCACCGUGUUGUGUAAUGACCGAGUAAUGACCAAGGUACUGUCUGUGCAAUACUGUGAGAGAAGGAUGGAAAGGAAAAUAGUUUAGCGCGGUUUCUGUUUUUUUUUACAUGCUGGUGCAUUAAAAAUGCAUUUUUUAGUCAAUUUUUUGUAUUUUUUCUUUUUCUUCUGCAAACUAUGGUUAACUUUGAGACUAAAACAAUGUAUGCCACUGGUUUUAGUAGUUAUUUUUAGCUGUAAGCUGAAGCUGAUCCAGCCUCCUUUUAUACUCGAUAUGCUUUUUAUACUAGAUGUUCUUUCCUCAAAAUCUGUCUUGGCAUUAUUUAUCUAGCAACAUUAGUUUGUUAUCUGCUCAUGAAAUAAAAAUAUACAUACAUUUAUAUAUUAUUUGUCCAAAUAAAUUCUGUUGGUAAAAACACGUCUUUUUAGACAGUGUGUUAGUUGUAACCAGUUUCUGUAAAUUUGAGUUAAUGUUAAUGAUCCUGUGUGAUGACAGACAGCCAUCUGUCGCAAAUGGAUGUGUGGUAAGAUCAAGUAGCUAGUAAUGAAGAUUGCCCAACACCGAGGACAGGGUGAGCACAUACGGCUGCUGGGUAAAGUGUGUGUACAUAGCUGAGUGGGGCAUUGCUGCAGGCCAUUCCACACAGACCAAAUAAGGCAGAUCUGUGUGUCCAGUGGGAGUGGUUAGUCCUGUCCCUCCUGACUGCAAACAGCUGACCUUCUGACAUCCUCCCUACCCCACCCAAAGCACCCAAAACACAGGCACAACACCCCCACCCUAUACAUAUGAAACCCUCCCAGCCCCUGGUGUUCCUAAAACAAAUAUCUAGGACAUGCAAACGCUUAUAAAUGCUUAUGGGCUGGUAGUGAUAGUUAUUCGAGCACUACAUGUUUAGAGCUGAAUAAUUUAUGUAUCCUUAAUAAGCAACAUCACAUGAACCCGGUUUGAUAGAUUGCAGCAGGGAUAAUAGCAUCGAGUCAGCAUACCAGAGCACCGGAAACGAGGUGAUUUUAGUCAAAAAGUUUUGAUAAAAGUUAUAUUUAUUUAUUUAUUUGUUACACAGCGGUCUUAGUAGUAAAUAUGUUAUCACGGUAUUAUAAUAUAUACAGUUUAAUUAUAUAGAGCAUGUGUGCUUUAGUGUAGUACCCUAAUUUCGUCGCAUAUCAGGUUUUAGUCACCUUUCAAGCCCUGCCAUACGCUGACCCGCAGGUGCACACUACGCAUGCGCCUUUAAAAACUCUUUAAAUACCCCAAGUCAUCUGCCACAACAAAACAUUCUGCUGUCAGCCCAUUCACGGCUGUGCAAUAGUAGUUACUGGCGCAUAAGAGGCCCCGACAGAGACAGGCAAAUAUUUACUUUCAUAUCUGCGUCUCUGCUAGUAACCUCAAUCGAGAACCUGUCUGAGUAUUAACGAAAUUGACCCUGAGUCGUAAAAGGCUGUGCAGGGUGAAGUCGGAGACGGACAGGAGAAAAAAAACCAAAAAAACAAAGAUGGCUGUGUAGCUAGAGAGACAAGUCCCAACGGAACUGUCUCCAGCAGCAGCUUUAAUCACCGACACGUCCCGUGAGUCCCGCGGACAGUCAGCCGGUACCGGAGCAGGGACGCAGGGAGCAGCCGAGCCGGGCCCGCUGGUGUUGUAAGCCGCUGUCAUUGCGAGUAACGGCGUCGAGAGAGGGCACCAACAGCUGAGAGAGCCGGGGUUGUUUUUGUUCUGCCUGGGCAGA
Messenger RNA from Oreochromis niloticus (Nile tilapia), 4750 nucleotides. It is a transcript of the gene dclk3, whose product is annotated as doublecortin-like kinase 3. Lineage: Eukaryota; Metazoa; Chordata; Actinopteri; Cichliformes; Cichlidae. Gene Ontology annotation, molecular function: protein kinase activity; ATP binding. Bases 195 to 2816 code for a protein of 873 amino acids. The transcript is spliced from 7 exons. Gene Ontology annotation, biological process: protein phosphorylation; intracellular signal transduction. The record is from RefSeq and is a predicted model, not a curated record.